AGGCACCGGCGUUUCUCGGCUCAGUCGAUCUCAACUUUACAGUGCAAGUGCUUGUGUUAACAAAUUAAAAAAAAUAACAAAAUGUCUGCAUCACCGAUCGCGAGACAAGCUACGUCCAGCCAAGCUAUCCCAUCCAGGAGAGUCCUGAUUACGGACCCGGCGCACAUGCCCGAUGUCUAUUCCAGCACUCCCGGGGGCACCAUCUACUCUACCACACCUGGCGGUACCCGUAUCGUGUACGAGCGAUCUUUCAUGAUGUCGCUCAGCAAAUCGCCAAUUUCUCAGACACCACCGAAGUGCUCUCUACCAGCGGCCAUGAUAAAGACCCCAGGGUCGGUGCCAGAGAGGAGGAUGGCCACCCAGAAGCCGAGGUCAAACUCCAUCUCUUUCGACGAAUCGCAGGAAACCUUCAACAUGGACCUAUAAGUUUCAGUGCCGAGCUGCCAAAAAAAAAAAGAACUGUCAGUGAUAGAAUUCUUAAUUUAGAAUGCUUAAGAUAUUUUUGCAUUUAGAACAUAGAGUUAAUGCGCAAAUUAUGAAAACCCAAAAUUUCUAGUCAGACUUGAAAUGCGCGGUUACAAUGCUAAAGAACUGAGUUGAUAUUUUAUUACCUAAGUAGUUUAUAAAACUCGUCUUUGCCACAACGCAAAAACAUUCGAUAUUUAUUUAUUAGGUGGUCGAAUACUUGAUACUGCCAUUCGGCUAUGUCAUUAAAUUGUUAAUUUCCGUUUUAUGAAUUACCACAAAAUGGUGGCAAAAACACGUUGUAAAUAUUAAUGAGUAAGAUAAUUAUGUAAACAGAGUGUGACUCAGUACUACGAUUUUGUUAUUUUACUCCAACAUUCAUACAUGUCCGAUGCAGUGUUGGUAAUUUAAUAUAACAGCAAAAUGGUAUUUUCAUAAAAUGUCAAACCAGCUUCAAAUGCGUUCCGUUCGUUUCCGUUUGUUUGUUUCAUAUGAAAAUACUUUUUUGCUGUAACAUUAGAUCCGCACUUAAUCGAAUUUGUAUUAAUAUUAGAUUAAAAUACUAGAAUCAUUUAUGUGCAAAUUUAUUUAAAUCGAGGAUGAUUGUUGUGAUUUUCUUCUGGCAAUAAAUUUGCUAUAGCAAGCAUCUCAAUAUAUUGAGUGAUAUUAUAGGCUUAAGUUAGAUUAGAUAGAGUUAAGGAUAAUUAUUGUUAAUUGGUUGCUGUUAUAUCUAUAAAUUCGUAUGUUUCACUUAUCUGUGCCUUCAAUAGAAUAUUACUAGUGUCUCUAAUGAAAAUAGGUAUCUACAUAAAUUAAUUAUUAUUAUAGUUUUUUGAAAAUUACAAAAAAUAUUUUUAAAACAUUACAACGAACUAGUGGUGCCAUCUGUUCUUCCAAGAGUUUAACUCUAAAUUAUUUGUAAACUUUUUCAUAAUGAUUUUUUUUAUUGUAAAAUAAUAUUUUAAACGGAAAUUGUAAACACAUAUUUAAUACUUAUUCCAAUAUAUUAUGUACAGUUUACAUGUUUAUUCCCUAGAUAUAAUAAGUCAACCAUCAACAAAUAAAUAUUGUUAUACUCACAAAG
Messenger RNA from Aricia agestis (brown argus), 1549 nucleotides. It is a transcript of the gene Thor, whose product is annotated as eukaryotic translation initiation factor 4E-binding protein. The coding region runs from base 82 to 426 and encodes 114 amino acids. The transcript is spliced from 2 exons. Lineage: Eukaryota; Metazoa; Arthropoda; Insecta; Lepidoptera; Lycaenidae. Gene Ontology annotation, biological process: negative regulation of translational initiation. Gene Ontology annotation, molecular function: eukaryotic initiation factor 4E binding. Gene Ontology annotation, cellular component: cytoplasm. The record is from RefSeq and is a predicted model, not a curated record.